Messenger RNA from Nicotiana attenuata, 618 nucleotides. Its product is annotated as RNA-directed DNA polymerase homolog. The transcript has 4 exons. NCBI's taxonomy places the organism in Eukaryota, Viridiplantae, Streptophyta, Magnoliopsida, Solanales, Solanaceae. The record is from RefSeq and is a predicted model, not a curated record. Bases 1 to 618 code for a protein of 205 amino acids.
AUGUGUAUUGAUUAUCGCCAGUUGAACAAGGUUACAGUGAAGAACCGUUAUCCUUUGCCUCGUAUUGAUAGCCUGUUUGAUCAGUUACAGGGUGCUCGUGUGUUUUCUAAGAUUGACUUGCGUUCAGGCUAUCAUCAGUUGAAGAUUCGGGAGCCAAACAUCCCGAAGACUGCCUUCAGGACUCGGUGUGGUCAUUACGAGUUCCUUGUUAUGCUAUUUGGGCUGACCAAUGCCCCAGCAGCCUUCAUGCACUUGAUGCACAAUGUAUUCUGGCCAUAUCUUGACUCUUUCGUCAUUGUCUCUAUUGAUGACAUUCUAGUAUAUUCCCGGAGUCGGGAAGAUCAUGAGCAACACCUGAGGACAGUGCUUCAGACUUUGAGGGAAAAGAAGUUAUACGCUAAGUUCUCGAAAUGUGAGUUUGGAUUUUCAUCUAUUGCAGUAUCUAUGACCAUGCUGACCCAGAAGGGUGCUCCGUGCGAUGACCGCAGAAGCGAGAUCAAGCCGCAGAUGCGGCCACAGGUGAAGGCAGCAGAAGACGCAAAAGCGGGAGGUGUGCCGCACCUGUGCGGUCUCAUGGCUGCAGAAGCGGAUUUGCUGAGCAGAAAUAAGAUAUUUUGA